UUCCCAGGUCUGUGUAAUCCCUAUGCGAAGUAUCCCUUCCUCCGGGAUACACUUGGAUACAAAACUGUGUGGUGGUACUAUGCGGCAAUGGUCAUUGACCCUCUUCUUCGUUUUAAUUGGGUAUUCUAUGCCAUUUUCAGCGACGAAGUCCAGCAUUCCGCAACAUUGAGCUUCUUCAUUUCUUUGUCAGAAGUAUUUCGUCGAGGAAUGUGGGCAUUAUUCCGUGUAGAGAAUGAGCAUUGUACUAAUGUCGGCCGAUUUCGGGCUUCGAGAGACGUUCCCCUCCCAUACGAUAUUCCAACACCAUCCACAAGUGACCUUGAGGCCGAACGCAAUGGCGUUACUCAACAACCGGUUCCUGCAGGCGCUGCCGGGCCGGACAGAAAACGGCCAACCUCGAAAAGGAGGAGAUCUCUCAUCCAUGCCGAGCCAGUACCGAUAUCUACUACUGCUACUGGUGCCGACAUCGAAGCGCAGACAGCUACCACUCCGAAGCUCCCUCCCCCGACACCAUCAGGCAUGCUCCGUCUCCGCAGGACUCGGACUCCCUCGAGUCCAGGCACCGCUGCAGCUGGAUCACCGCGAACUUUACGUGGCCUUGCCCGUGUUGGAACACUUCUUGCUGAAGCUCACGCGCAAGAUUUUGAACGUAAGCGUCGUCCAGAAGUCGCCAGUGAGCAGGACCAUGAAGACUUGCGUGAUCCGGAAAAUCUUCAUCACAUGCCUUCGAGUGACGAGGAAGAUGAAGACGGGUAUGAGGAUCCAGGUGUCGAUGAUGUAGACAACUCGAGAGAGCUUGCCAAUGCAGAGAGAUUAUUGAGGCGGACGAGCGGAGAACCGGGGCGCACACUCCACGGCACUGAUGACGGAGAAAGAAACGACGACCGGAACGAGCGUCAGGACGGGAAUAAAGGAAACGAACACCGAAAUCUACAUUACGAAUAGGGUGCAACAUCCAACGAUUGGGUUUCAAGCUACGAAUGCAUAACUUAGAGUCGAAGUUUUUCAAAUUUUAAGCAUCA
This is a messenger RNA of Xylona heveae TC161, 1022 nucleotides long. RefSeq lists its product as hypothetical. The record is from RefSeq and is a predicted model, not a curated record. Gene Ontology annotation, cellular component: plasma membrane; cytoplasm; Golgi apparatus. Gene Ontology annotation, biological process: phosphate ion transport; cellular response to phosphate starvation. Lineage: Eukaryota; Fungi; Ascomycota; Xylonomycetes; Xylonales; Xylonaceae. The transcript is spliced from 3 exons. Bases 88 to 945 code for a protein of 285 amino acids. Gene Ontology annotation, molecular function: inositol hexakisphosphate binding.